UUCUCCUUCUGCAGCUACCCCUUCCUGCUGGAUGCGCGAGCCAAGUCGCACCUGCUGCACCUGGAAGCCAGGUUCAGAAUGGAGCAGGUGCGUCUUCCCCGCCCCUCGGAGUGCGCCAUGCCCGGCGUGCACAGCGACAUGUGUAUUGUACGAGUACGGCGGACACACCUUGUGGAGGACGCGCUGGAGGAGCUCGGCAGACAGGUCAAGAGCGACCUGCUCAAACCCCUGAGGGUGCACUUCAUCGGUGAGGAAGGUAUAGACGCAGGGGGUGUCAAGAAAGAGUUCUUUGCGCUGCUGAUGGAGCGGCUGCUCCGCCCGGAUUACGGCAUGAUGCUGUACGACGAGACAAGCCGUACAUACUGGUUCAAUCCGGCUUCCCUGGAGCCCCCCGACAGCUACUUCCUGUUGGGCCUUGUGUUGGGUUUGGCGGUGUACAACAGGGUGCUGCUGGCCUUCCCCGCCCCCCUGCUGCUAUAUCAAAAACUCAGGGGGGCCAGGGAGCCGGGGUUGCGGGAUCUGGAGACCUGGCAGCCGGAGCUGGCCCGCGGGCUGAAGCAGCUUCUGGAGUACAACGGUCCCGAGCCCGUAUCGGAGGUAUUCGGUUUGACCUUCUCCGUGGACGUUGACCGUUUCGGUCACAAGGAGACGGUGCCGUUGAAACCAGGAGGGGAGGUGAUUGCGGUGACGGAGACCAACCGUGCCGAGUACGUGGCCUUGCUGGCGAGCUGGUACCUGGGGGGGGCAGUGGCGAGCCAGUUCGAGGCCUUCGCUGCGGGCUUCAGAACGGUGUGUGCCGGACCCACCUUGGUGCUGUUCAAUGCACAGGAGCUGGAGCGGUUGGUGUGUGGCAGUCCCCGUCUGGACUUCGCGGCCCUCCGUGACUCCGCCCGCUACGAGGGGGGCUACGGGCGGGACAGCCGGGUGGUCGGCUGGCUGUGGGAGGUGGUGCUGCAGGAGCUUAGUGAGGAGCGCGCCUUCCUCAAGUUCUUCACCGGCAGCGACCGCAGUCCGCAAGGGGGCCUCGGCUCUCUGCGACCCGUCAUACAGCGGGACGGCCCUGACUCCCACAAACUGCCCACUGCUCACACUUGCUUCAACACGCUGCUACUGCCCGAAUACGGCAGUCCUACCAAACUGGCGGCGCUACUGCGCCUGGCCAUCAACAACUCCGAGGGCUUUGGGUUGCAGUAG
This is a messenger RNA of Volvox carteri f. nagariensis, 1194 nucleotides long. RefSeq lists its product as uncharacterized. Gene Ontology annotation, molecular function: ubiquitin protein ligase activity. The transcript has 8 exons. The coding region runs from base 79 to 1194 and encodes 371 amino acids. Gene Ontology annotation, biological process: protein polyubiquitination. Lineage: Eukaryota; Viridiplantae; Chlorophyta; Chlorophyceae; Chlamydomonadales; Volvocaceae. The record is from RefSeq and is a predicted model, not a curated record.